Molecule: messenger RNA, 2148 nt
Organism: Benincasa hispida (wax gourd)
Lineage: Eukaryota; Viridiplantae; Streptophyta; Magnoliopsida; Cucurbitales; Cucurbitaceae
Product: polygalacturonase At1g48100
Biological process (GO): carbohydrate metabolic process
Molecular function (GO): polygalacturonase activity
Source: RefSeq, a predicted model, not a curated record
UUUCAGCUAAACAAUUCCUACCAGAAGUCACAAAAAAGAAAGCUUCCUAAUUAAUAAAGGAGAGCAGGAAAAACAGGGAGAGGGGGAAUGAAAAAAUAAAUAUGCCUCGGGCCAUUAUCAAAAUGGUAUGUUUGUUAGCAUUUGUCUGCAGUCUCCCGAGGCUUUUAGAGUCUCUACCUAUUUAACCCCGCUUCAGCUCCCACUUGCUUUGGCAGUCUCAAAUACAACACACUAGCUCUCUCUCUCUCUCUCUCUCUCUCUGUUUCUCCUCCACAUUGCCACUGAAAAUGAGGAGUGGGAUGAGUUCCAAAAGCUUAACACUUGUGGUUUUUAUUGCUUUUCUUGUUUGGUCUUCAAACUUUGAAGCCUGCAUUGCAAGGAGAGGAAAACACUGGAGACAGAGCAGGGAUGCCUCUGCUUCUCUAUCCAAGAAGAAAGGCAGUCAUGGAGGUAGCAAGAACCACCAUUCUGGUGGUUCCAACUCGAAAGCUCCUCCGUCACACAAUGCCUCUCCUCCAUCUCCAAUUCCUCCUAAACCAAAAGAAGAGAUCGUUCAAACUCCACCCAAGAAAGGCUCCAAUGGUGGCGAUUCUGCCAUAUUUAACGUACUAGAUUUUGGUGCUAAAGGCAAUGGAGAGACUGAUGACACUAAGGCAUUUGAAGACGCCUGGGCCGCCGCUUGUAAGGUUGAAGGAUCAAUGGUCAUGGUUCCGGCAGAGUAUGUGUUCUUCGUAGGACCCAUUUCCUUCUCUGGCCCAUAUUGCCAACCAGACAUUGUAUUUCAGCUGGAUGGAACAAUUAUCGCACCCACUGAUCACCAAACUUGGGGGAAAGGUCUCUUACAAUGGAUCCAAUUUACAAAGCUGGUAGGGAUUACCAUACGGGGAAGUGGCAUAAUUGACGGAAGAGGAUCCGUUUGGUGGCAAGAUUCCUCUUUCGAUGAGCCCAUAGAUGAUGAGAUGAAACUCAUUAUACCCAUAAACAAGACCAGAGAUGAAACAAAACCGAUAUCGCCGAUAGGAAGCAAUCUAGAAGGGAAAAUGCCAAGCAUCAAGCCAACUGCACUUAGGUUUUAUGGAAGCUUCAAUGCCACAGUCACGGGCAUAACAAUCCAAAACAGUCCCCAAUGCCACCUCAAGUUUGACAACUGCGUGGGAGUCCUGGUGCAUGAUAUCAGCGUCUCAUCUCCUGGAGACAGUCUUAAUACUGACGGAAUUCACUUGCAAAACUCCAAAGACGUUCUAAUCCAUAGCACCAGUCUAUCGUGUGGAGAUGAUUGUGUUUCCAUUCAAACUGGAUGCUCAAACGUAUACAUACACAAUGUGAACUGCGGGCCAGGACAUGGAAUCAGCAUUGGAAGUCUAGGAAAGGACCAUACAAAAGCUUGUGUUUCAAACAUAACAGUCCGAGAUGUCACAAUGCAUAACACGAUGAACGGUGUUAGAAUCAAAACAUGGCAGGGUGGAUCCGGCUCUGUUCAGAACGUUCUCUUCUCAAACAUUCAAAUGUCUGAAGUUCAAUUACCAAUUGUGAUCGACCAAUUUUAUUGUGAUAAAGCCAAAUGCAGCAACCAGACUUCAGCAGUGGCUCUAUCAGGAAUCAAUUAUGAGAGAAUCAGAGGGACUUACACAGUCAAGCCUGUACAUUUUGCCUGUAGCGACAACCUACCAUGUACAGAUGUAACACUGACUACUAUAGAGCUAAAACCACUGCAAGAGCACUAUCACUUGUAUGAUCCUUUCUGCUGGCAGACUUUUGGGGAACUGAGAACUCCUACUUCACCUCCAAUUGGAUGCUUACAGAUUGGCAAGCCAUCUAGCAACAGAGUUCAGUAUGAAGAAAAUGAUUCCUGUUAAGCCUAGACUAUAAUACUAAAUUCUUAGUAGUGUUUACGUGUGUGGUCCGCAUUUGUGACCCCUUUUUAUACUUCUAGAUGGUUAGAUAAAGCAUAUAUUCUGGGAAGAUCUAGUUCACAGGAAUCUUUCCAUAUAGGAUUAAAUAUAUCUGAAUAAUAUAGUAUAUAGGAGUCAAUGUUUAGCUCGAACAUUAUAGUUAGUAAUUAAAAAGCAGAUGUUUGAUGAUGCAGAUUUCCACUGUGCUAGAUGCUAUAAAGGUGGUUACGACCAAUCAUGGUCUACAUAAUCAAAA